GGAAGAGGCGGGUCUUAUCAGGUGAUGUCAUCAGGCGCCGCAGGCAAGCCGCGGUUUCGAGUUUGGUGUGAGCUGGGAGCGCGGGACCAUGGCCGCAGCCGAUGUAGCUUUGGAGUCAUUGGUGACUGGUCUGUACGACGUGCAGGCUCUCAAAUUUGGGAGCUUCGUGCUGAAGAGUGGGCUCUCUUCCCCCGUGUACAUCGAUCUGCGGGGCAUCGUGUCUCGACCGCGUCUUCUGAGUCAGGUUGCUGAAAUUUUAUUCCAAACUGCCCAAAAUGCAGGGAUCAAUUUUGAUACUGUGUGUGGAGUACCUUACACAGCUUUACCAUUGGCUACAGUUAUCUGUUCAACCAACCAAAUUCCAAUGCUUAUUAGAAGGAAAGAAGCAAAGGAUUAUGGUACCAAGCGUCUUAUAGAAGGGGCUGUUAAUCCAGGAGAAACCUGUUUGAUCAUUGAAGAUGUUGUUACCAGUGGAUCUAGUAUCUUGGAAACUGUUGAGGUUCUUCAGAAGGAGGGCUUGAAGGUCACUGAUGCCAUAGUGGUGCUGGACAGAGAGCAAGGAGGCAGGGACAAGUUGCAGGCACACGGGAUUCGUCUCCACUCAGUGUGUACAUUGUCCAACAUGCUGGAGAUCCUUGAGCAACAGAAGAAAAUUGAUGCUGAGAUGGUUGAGAGAGUAAAGAGAUUUAUUCAGGAGAAUGUUUUUGUGGCAGCUAAUCAUAAUGGUUCCCUCCCUUCUGUAAAGAAAGCACCCGAAGAACUAAGCUUUGGUACACGUGCAGAGCUGCCUGGGAUCCACCCAGUUGCUUCAAAGCUUCUCAGGCUCAUGGAAAAGAAGGAGACCAAUCUGUGUCUGUCUGCUGAUAUUUCAGAGUCCCGAGAGCUGUUGCAGCUAGCAGAUGCUUUAGGACCGAGCAUCUGCAUGCUCAAGACUCACGUAGAUAUUUUGAAUGAUUUUACUCCCGAUGUGAUGAAGGAGUUAACUACUCUGGCGAAACGCCACGAGUUCUUAAUAUUUGAAGACCGGAAGUUUGCAGAUAUAGGAAACACAGUAAAAAAGCAGUAUGCAGGUGGUGUCUUUAAAAUAGCUUCCUGGGCAGAUAUAGUAAAUGCUCAUGUGGUGCCAGGCUCGGGAGUUGUGAAAGGCCUGCGAGAAGUCGGCCUGCCCCUGCACCGGGCCUGCUUGCUCAUUGCGGAAAUGAGUUCUGCUGGCUCCUUGGCCACUGGGAGCUACACUGAGGCAGCAGUGAGAAUGGCCGAGGAGCAUUCUGAAUUUGUGGUUGGUUUUAUUUCUGGCUCCCGAGUAAGCAUGAAACCAGAAUUUCUCCACUUGACUCCAGGAGUUCAGUUAGAAGCAGGAGGUGAUAAUCUGGGCCAGCAGUACAACAGCCCACAAGAAGUCAUCGGCAAACGAGGUUCUGAUAUCAUCAUCGUGGGUCGGGGCAUUUUAAUGUCAGCUAAUCGUCUGGAAGCAGCCGAGAAGUACAGAAAAGCUGCUUGGGAAGCUUAUUUGAGUAGACUUGCUGUUUGAGUGUCUCAUACAUUUUUAUGAAGGCCUUGAAGAUACACGGUCUCCCGAGAUGCCACUGCCUUGAAAUAAUAAGCUGCCUGUAAUACUGCUUGGAUUCUUCCAUGGGUCCUGGAUUGGCUUCUGGACUUAACCCUGGUCUACAGGAAAUAUUCAGUGAUGUGUGAUCACUCUAAUCCGUUCUUUUUCAAACUUUCUUUUGUUGUGAUUGAUAUUGGUUAGGCAAUCACAGUCCUGUCUGUGUUAGAAUCUUCCAUAUUUGAAGAUCCCCCAUCUCUAGAUCAGACUUUUGGAUUCUUUUAAUUGCCAUGAGACAGACAUUUUAGGCUAUCAGGAGGCUAAAGCCAGUAGAGCAUUUCGUGAGUCCUUUAUUCUCUCUAAUGUGGUGCUCUAAUAAUUCUUAAAUGCUAGCUUUUCCCCUCCUCUUCUGCUUAAAAGUUAUAGUCCAGGAUGUAGAUGCUCCUAGCACUGCCGUUGCUUACUCACCCGAGGGAACUGAGUGGGGAUGCAGGUCAUGUAAGUGAGCCCCUGAGCCCCUGAAGCCAGUAUCUGGCUUUCAUUUCAUGACUCAUUUCUUCCCCGAGGCAGCAGUGUAGACCUGUGCUAACCCCAGUCACUGCUUCCUUUCACCUAAUUUCCAUUACAAAUGGACCAAACUGUUCCUUCAUUUAUUUAAAAGGACAGCAAUGUCAGUUCUAAAGUUUCAUUCAGAGGUUUGCUCGAGGAUCCUACAACAUUAACAGUGAUGUCAGCCUUCACAUUUAGAAAUAAAGACAAAGGAGAGGCUGGGCACGCAGGAAGCCCUCUCUGGGCCCAAGUGCACUUUCUCUUAGAAAUUCCUCAGAGUUUCUGGCUGAUCCCUGGUCUCCAGUAUUGAUGUCGAUUUUUCCCAUUUUUAUAUUUCUUUGGUCUGUUCAGGAAGCAUCAAGAGGGGAGUGAAGGGUGUGGGCUCAGAUGAUCAUUUUGAAAUGGCCCCACUGAACAUCCAAGGCCCUGGGAUUCUUGAGCGGGGCCAGGUGGCAGGUGCAUUUGAAAGCUCUCAGUUCCCAUUCCACCAGCACCUCCUAGUCUGCUUUUCCUUCUGCUUGUGCCCAUGACGACAUAUAGUGACAGGAGCAAUUGCCAUUUCCUCCAGAUGACAGCUGUUCCCAUCCCUGACUGCCCCACUCUUCAGCUCUCAGCACUCAGAGGGAAGCUGUUAUUUAACUCAGGUGCUUACGUUGGAGGCUCCACUUAAUAGCUUCUGCUCUAAAAUCCAGCUGAGCUUUGGGUGCCAGUGCUGCUUCUCCAGAGAAGUUCCCUCUGGGAAAGGCAAGUUGUCAGGGAAGGAAGGAAGUGGAAGAGGUGUGGCCUCGGGGCUACUCAGGAGGAGUGGAAAGUCAGGGAGGGAGUGGCAGAAGUUUUUCUAAUAAAAACUUAUAGAAACCUC
Phacochoerus africanus (Common warthog) is the source of this 2957-nucleotide messenger RNA. It is a transcript of the gene UMPS, whose product is annotated as uridine monophosphate synthetase. Gene Ontology annotation, molecular function: orotate phosphoribosyltransferase activity; orotidine-5'-phosphate decarboxylase activity. Gene Ontology annotation, biological process: 'de novo' UMP biosynthetic process; 'de novo' pyrimidine nucleobase biosynthetic process. The record is from RefSeq and is a predicted model, not a curated record. The coding region runs from base 89 to 1531 and encodes 480 amino acids. The transcript has 6 exons. Lineage: Eukaryota; Metazoa; Chordata; Mammalia; Artiodactyla; Suidae.